UGGGACUUUUGCUGUUUUGCGGCUGGCGCCUCACCUGCUCUUCUCGCGUACGCCCCGUUGUAGCCAUGUUGGCUCAAGGCCGUACGUUCGCGGCUGCAUGCUGGCAGCACCGGCCCCCGUGGCUCGAGCGAUGGCGGUGCUGCAGCCAGCUCGUGGGGUGACCUGGCCAGCGGGCGGCCUGCAGGCUGCGACCGCGACGCUCGCACUCGAUGCGGCGCCCUCGUCGGCGUCGGCCUGGGCGUCGGCCUGUGAGGGUGCAGGGCCCGGCGGCCGAGGCCCUCUGACUGCCGCUGCGGCGGCGGCGGCCGCCGCGGGUGGUGCCGCCAGGGCUCGGCCGAGAAGGACGCGCCGGGGCCCGCGGGCCGCUCGUGUUGGCGGCUGCGAGCCAGGCAUGCAGCCGCUGAUGGAGUGGGUGAGGCAGCAUGGUUUCGAAGUGGACGGCCUUGAGCCUCGGGCUUCAGGCUUGGAGGGCGGCGGCAACGGCGUCUUCGCGACCCGAGACUUCGCGGAGGGCGAGGUCAUCGCGAGGGUCCCCUGCAGCAUGACGAUCUCGUCGCUGGGCGCGCCGGAGGCGGCAGCGGGCCUCCCACCGUGGGCCCAGCUGGCAGCUGCGCUCUUGCACGAGAAGCGGCUGGGCGGUGCGUCGCGCUUCGCGACCUACCUGGCAUCACUGCCCCAGGCGCAGGACAUGCCCACGCACCCAAUGUUCUGGCCGCGGGGCCUCCGACCUGACGCUCUCUGGCCGGCCAGUCCGCAGGGCCUCUUCACGGCGCGCCAUGCGCUAAUGCGAGGGGUAGCCCUCACCAGGGCUCUUUUGUCCGCGGGCCUGGCCGAGACAGAGCAGGAGGCUCGCUGGGCGCUCGCGAUGGUCGACUCCAGGUCUUUUUGUUUGGGCGCGAUGGGGGAGAAGCCGAACCUCUCCUUCACUCCCAUGCUGGAUUUCUUGAACCACGAGGUGGAGGGGGGCGGCAUGCGGCCCAGCUGCUCCAUGAACGACCGCUCGCUGCAGGAGGGCUUUGUGCAGCUGAGCGCCGAUCGUGACCUCAAGGCGGGCGAGGAGCUCCUCAUCAGCUACGACUACGGGCCGAGCAUGCAGAUCUUCACCCGCUACGCCUUCGUGCAGCGCGCCCGCGGCGUCGAUGCCACGGACCGCUUCGAGAAGUGCUACCUGGAGGCGCCUGUGGACGACCCCGGGCUGCCUGGGGGGGAGGCGGCGCGGGCUGCGCGCGUCAGGGCUCUCAAGGAGGUCGGUUGGUUCAGGGGCGCGUGGCGGCCGCUGCUGCUGAACCUGCCGGACAACGUCAAGGCGGGCGGCCUGCUGCUGCCAGCGGCCCGCCUGUGCGUCCUCCGCAGCCCGCAAGGAGGAGGUGGCCCUGCUCGGCGUCGGCGUGCUGCGCGGUGGCCAGCUGGAGGAGGGCCUGGAGGUCGCCGCCGUGGCCCUGGCGCGGCGCUGGGUCGAGGAGGCCAUCAACGGGGUGGACACCAACCUGCUGCGCCUGGCUCGUGGGGGCUGCAGGGGACAAGGCCCCCAGCCUGGCGCCGAGCUGCUCGCGACGGCCCGCGACCUGCUGGGCGUGGAGCGCGCAGUGCUGAGCGCCAGUCUCGAGCUGCUCCCGCAGCACGUCCCCUCCUGAGGAGACCGUGCUGACGGCCCCCGCCGAGCAAGCAA
Prorocentrum cordatum is the source of this 1669-nucleotide messenger RNA. The record is from the annotation of a GenBank genome assembly. NCBI's taxonomy places the organism in Eukaryota, Dinophyceae, Prorocentrales, Prorocentraceae.